This is a messenger RNA of Apis mellifera (honey bee), 978 nucleotides long. RefSeq names its product histidine protein methyltransferase 1 homolog. Gene Ontology annotation, biological process: peptidyl-histidine methylation, to form tele-methylhistidine. NCBI's taxonomy places the organism in Eukaryota, Metazoa, Arthropoda, Insecta, Hymenoptera, Apidae. Gene Ontology annotation, molecular function: protein-L-histidine N-tele-methyltransferase activity. Bases 39 to 884 code for a protein of 281 amino acids. The transcript is spliced from 6 exons. The record is from RefSeq and is a predicted model, not a curated record.
UAGUUUUUUGCGAAUAAUUGUGAAAAUUGUUAAAUGCAAUGUUUAAAUUUGGCUUUUCAAAUAACAAAAAAGAUGAAGAAAAAAAUGACGAUACGAAAAAAUCGACAAUUAAUUGGAUUCCUGCUUCAAAAGUGGAGAUUUCGGAAUUACAAAUCGAAAAAUACUACGAAUCGAACGAUUAUACAGAAUAUUUAAUAUUUCCGGAUUGUAAAUUAAAAUUAAUUAGAUCUGAAAAGGCUUUGCAUGAUUUGCAAAAAGAAAAUUGCAGUAAUAUUAUAGAGGCAGAGAUACAACAUUCUGAUCUUAUUCCCGCUAAAUAUGAAGGUGGCUUAAAAAUUUGGGAAUGCAGUUAUGAUUUAGGACAAUAUUUAUCAGAAAAUAACAUUGAAUUCCAAAAUAAAUUUGUUUUGGAUUUGGGAUGUGGUACUGGUAUAAUUGGUCUAAUUGCUCUUCUUAAAAAUUCGAUUGUACAUUUCCAAGAUUAUAAUAUAGAAAUAAUUAAAACUGUAACCAUUCCAAAUGUUAUGUUAAAUUUUGAAGAUCGAAAAAAUAUAUUAAAGAAAUGUCAAUUUUUUUGCGGCGAUUGGGAAUCAUUUACGAAAUUGUGUAACGAUGACAAAGGAUUUAUAGGAUAUGAUCUGAUUUUUACAAGCGAAACAAUUUAUAAUCCUAAUAAUCAUAAAAAGCUGUAUGAAGUUUUUAAACAAAAACUCAAUCAAAAUGGUGUUGGGUUUAUUGCUGGUAAAAGUUAUUAUUUUGGUGUUGGAGGAGGAAUGAGACAAUUUGAAAACCUAAUAAUAGAAGAUGGAAUUUUUGAUGUUAAAAUAGUAUGGAAAAGUAAAGAGGGAUUACAAAGAGAAAUUUUAAAAAUUGAAAGAAAAUAGUAUUAUUUAAGUAGUUUACCUAAGUAGAAUGUAUAACUGAAAAAAUAUUGUCUUUUCUGCAUUUAUAAUAAAUAAUCUAAUUUUUUUUAUAUUA